Messenger RNA from Hevea brasiliensis (rubber tree), 1190 nucleotides. RefSeq lists its product as uncharacterized. The record is from RefSeq and is a predicted model, not a curated record. The coding region runs from base 56 to 1105 and encodes 349 amino acids. The transcript is spliced from 5 exons. Lineage: Eukaryota; Viridiplantae; Streptophyta; Magnoliopsida; Malpighiales; Euphorbiaceae.
CACCAUUCUUGAAAAUGUAUGUGCUGUAACUUUUUUCAACCUGAGAGGCCAGGUAAUGAAAUUGACCCUUAAAUUAACAACUAACAAAAAGAAAGCACAAGAAAGAACAACAGACAACCACCGAAGUGACCGUUUGUUUCUCUCAAUUUCAAUCCUUUACUCUCUAGCCUGGCCACUCCAUCCAAUGGCACUGUCUUUUCUCAGCCCUAUAUCACUAUACGCUUCCUAUCUCCGUCUCUGCUUCACCUCCUCCGGCCUCUCCCGCCACGCCAUCGACAUUGACAAUGACACCACCAUCCAUUUCUGGAGCCAAAAUCCUGAUAAUCAAACCUCUACCCACAAACCAUCUCUCGUCUUCAUCCACGGCUUCGGUCCAGCCGCUCUCUGGCAAUGGCGCCGGCAGGUUCAGUUCUUUUCAUCUCACUUCAACCUCUACGUCCCAGACUUAAUAUUCUUCGGAGAAUCAACAACAAAGUCCUCUGCAAGAUCAGAGAUCUUCCAGGCAGAUUCCGUUUCGAAGUUGCUACAAAAGUUGGGAGUGGAGAAAUAUUCUGUGGUGGGCACCAGCUAUGGUGGGUUCGUAGCGUACCACGUGGCGAGGAUGUGGCCAGAGAGGGUAGAGAAGGUGGUGAUAGCGAGCUCUGGGGUUAACAUGAGGAAAAGUGAUAACGAAGAGUUGAUAAGGAAGUCUAAGUUGGACAGUAUUGGCGAUCUUAUGCUGCCAAAGGAGGCCUCACAUUUGAGAGCUUUGAUUGGCCUGGCCGUGUUCAGGCUCAGUCGUCUCCAUAUGAUUCCAGACUUUUUCUUGAAAGACUUCAUUUCCAAAUUGUAUGCCGAGAACAGGAGUGAAAAGUUGGAACUUCUCAAGGGGUUAACCCUUGGACGAGAUGAAACAGUAAAUAUUUCUCCACUUCAACAGGAUGUGUUGUUAGUCUGGGGAGAACACGACAGCAUAUUUCCUUUGGAUAUGGCAAUUGAACUCAAGGGGUUGAUUGGGAAGAAUGUGAAGUUGGAAUCAAUAAAGGAUGCAUCUCAUGUUCCACAAAUUGAAAGACCAAACAAAUUCAACUAUAUUCUCAACAGUUUCCUGUGUGGUUCUUCAUGAUUUUAUUUAUUGUCUUGCCUAGUAAUGUAAUCGACAAUACCCGUAAUGCGCUGAAGUUUAUACAAUAGUUUGUCUUACUGGCUUA